GCAGACGGAGCAGCUGAGGAUGGAGCAGAGAGGAACAAGCGCCACCGCUGUCUCACAUCGCGGUCAGACGUCUCUGAAAUAUCCCUUCAACAAUUAAGGACCUCCCUUUAAUUUACACCCAGACUGCGGCUUAUUUCUCUCUCUCUUUUCAUAUUAAUUUCGCCGCUGACAUCUUCUCAGCAGUCCACUCCUCUCCAUCUGUGUGGCAGCACACCCCGGCUUCCACUGUCUGUCAGCGUGGAAAGCGAAGAAGGAGCCCGUUGAAAAACACUUGAAAUCCAUUUUCCGCGAGGUUUUUUAGCAGGAUACACCUUCCCGCCGGACUGUCCUGCCACAGCUACAGUCAAUAUGGAUGAAGACAAUCACGUUCCUGAGGAUCUGUCCCUGGAAGAGAGGGAUGAGCUGUCAAACAUCCGACGCAGGAAGAGAGAGCUGCUCGAUGAUAUUGAGAGGUUGAAGUUUGAGAUAGCAGAGGUCAUGACGGAGAUCGAGCAGCUGACCUGUGUAGGGGAAAGUAAAACAUCCCAGAGAAACAAACAGAUCGCCAUGGGCAGGAAGAAAUUCAACAUGGAUCCAAAGAAGGGAAUCCAGUUCUUGCUGGAGAACGACCUCCUGCAGCACACUCCCGAAGACAUCGCGCAGUUCCUCUAUAAGGGCGAGGGACUCAACAAGACCGUCAUCGGAGACUACUUGGGCGAGCGGGAUGACUUCAACAUCAAGGUGCUGCAAGCUUUUGUGGAGCUACACGAGUUUGCAGACCUCAAUCUGGUCCAAGCACUACGGCAGUUCCUGUGGAGUUUCCGUUUGCCAGGUGAAGCCCAGAAGAUCGACCGCAUGAUGGAGGCGUUUGCCUCGCGGUACUGCCAGUGCAACGCUGGAGUCUUCCAGUCGACAGAUACCUGCUACGUGCUGUCAUUUGCUAUCAUCAUGCUGAACACCAGCCUCCAUAACCCCAACGUCAGAGACAAGCCCCCUGUGGAGCGCUUUAUCUCCAUGAACAGAGGCAUCAACGAAGGAGGAGAUCUGCCUGAGGAGCUUCUCAGGAACCUUUACGACAGCAUCAAAAAUGAGCCCUUCAAAAUCCCAGAGGACGACGGGAAUGAUCUGACGCACACAUUCUUCAACCCCGACAGAGAAGGCUGGCUCCUAAAGCUCGGCGGCAGGGUGAAGACGUGGAAGAGGCGGUGGUUCAUUCUGACAGACAACUGCCUCUAUUACUUUGAAUACACAACAGAUAAAGAGCCACGUGGGAUUAUUCCUCUGGAGAACCUCAGUAUCAGAGAGGUGGACGAGCCCAGAAAACCUAACUGCUUCGAGCUCUACAACCCCAACCACAAAGGUCAGGUCAUCAAGGCCUGCAAGACAGAAGCGGACGGGCGCGUUGUCGAGGGCAACCACGUGGUUUACAGGAUAUCGGCCCCCACGCCGGAGGAGAAGGAAGAGUGGAUCAAAUCCAUCAAAGCAAGCAUCAGCAGGGACCCUUUCUAUGACAUGCUGGCCACCAGGAAGCGGAGGAUAGCCAAUAAAAAAUGAUGCCCGUCCACCUUCAACCACACCUUCCUCGAACACCAUGGCUGUGACCAGCAGAGUCCUUGUGUGUGUGUGUAUGUGUGUUUUGUCACGGGGGGAGUCAUGAAGGGUCCCCCCCCCGUUGUUUUAGGGCUGGAGGACGAGCAGCACACACAGGUGGGAGUUUUUUUUCGGGACUGAAAUGGAUCAAUGUUAUAUCCGCGUGAAGAGGGUCUGCAUCUGUUCUUGGUUGAUGUGAAGGUUUUACAUCGGGCACAGACUCUGAACGCUUGCCAUGUGCCAUUUGGGUGAGACCUUAUGAGGGAAGGAGGCACUGUGUGCAAAAUCGUUACCAUGCUGGAUGAUAAGAAACGGCCAUACAGCCAUGACUGGAAUCAUGGGAUAUCUUUGCGGCGUGGCUGUGACGAGAUUGCCCUCUGCUGGACACAUAAGGAAUGAAUAUCCUCCUCACACGGCAUUCUUUUCCUCUAGACCGCCUGACUGCUUGGUUGUCUGCUGUCUGCCAAGAAGACUCCCAGAUGCCAGUAAACAUUUUAUUAUCUUCUCCUCACAUGUCCUUUGACAACUGCCAACAACGUUUUGUAGUAUCUUGUAACUACAGAAAGCCUCAAGCUUAAAAUCAGCUGGUCUGAUUGUUAGCCCUAAAGUGACUGUAUCUGUAUAUGCAAACACUGACUUAUUGUAGAAAUAGUCUCAUAUACUAACAUUUACAGUACGUGCCCUUAUUUUCUCUUUGAAGGCAAAGGAAUUACAGCUCGAGGAAUAAUACUUUGUGUACAUUGACUGGAAUGAUCCCUUUUAAGUGGCCGCCAGUUUUAAAAAGCUAUAAACAUCCUCUGUUAAAUCUGUAAACGGUCAUAUUAUGUAUUGAAAAUCCACCUCUGUGUUCAUUUCUUUUGUAUUUAUUUUCUUAAUUUGUUUAACAAAAGAGGCAGUCCCCGAUUUACAUUAUGCAUGUAUAGAAUAUAUUGUACAUAGUUUUUGUUUCUUUCUUCGUUGUGUUUAUGUAGCAUGUAGAUCAUAAUGUUCGUAGCUAUACCCGUUCACCUUUUUUCUUUCUUGUUAACCCUCCAGCAGUUUACAAUAGUGGAAGAGGGACUUUGUGCAGCUCUUUGCAGAGCAGUGAAACUUCCUCCCACUGUUAUUACUGAAGAUCAGAUAAUACAUGUUAUAUGAAAGAAAAACUCACUAUGCUGAGUAGGACAAGAGCGUAUAGGACACAAGCAGGUUCAAGACACCUUUAAAAAUGAGAUACUGGAAUUUUCUGAACUCCAAUGCUGACUGGAAUCUGAAGACUGUUUUCCCAAACAGAGACCAAGACAACAUACAGCCCAAUCUUUCACUCGCAGGUGGAGGUUUCAACACAGCUUGAUCUUAGUUUGGGAAAUCUGCCCCUGAAUACUUUGAUGAAGACUUUGAAUAAAAUUACAUACUGAUCAGAAAACAA
Molecule: messenger RNA, 2977 nt
Organism: Etheostoma spectabile (orangethroat darter)
Lineage: Eukaryota; Metazoa; Chordata; Actinopteri; Perciformes; Percidae
Product: cytohesin-3
Exons: 13
Coding region: 349-1533 (394 amino acids)
Biological process (GO): regulation of ARF protein signal transduction
Molecular function (GO): guanyl-nucleotide exchange factor activity
Source: RefSeq, a predicted model, not a curated record